GGACUUGGGGUCUACCAAGUUAUUUGGUACAUGCAAAAAUCUUUUGUUCGAGGUGUGAAAUAUGUACUAAUUCCAGAUUACAUUCUUUAUUUUGUGCAAUUGAAAACCGCAUUUAGAAACAAUUAAAUAAAAAAGCCCGCCAAGAAAUUACGUCAAAUAAGAUGCUUCUAUUUAUAAAUUCAUUGAACGGGGAAACCUACUGUUGUUUUUAAAGAGAAAGUAGGAAAAAAUGUCGGCAAACCACAGUUCGGAUUGGAGCAAUCAGACUGAUUCCUACCCGAGCAAUCUUCCCCCUACAGUCUUACUAUGUACACUAGUGAGUAGUUCUUUGUCUGUUAUUGGGGCAGUGGUCAUUUUCGUCACAUACUGUAUAGUUACUGUGGCCAAAAACCAGACGAGGCGGCUUCUGGUGUACUUGACUAUAGCCGACUUGCUGAAUGCCGUGGGUAACCUUGUGGGGGCCCUGCACUAUGCUUUGAGGGAUGAAUCUUCAUACAUGAAUAAACUUCAUAACAUGUCUCUGGACUGCCAUCUGCGGGACGAUCAGAUCUGUGUCAUACAGAGCUGCGUCACCACGUUCGCGUCUCUGGCUUCUUUCUUCUGGACAAACAUCAUUAUGAUCCAUAUUCUCAUGACUUUAAUCUCGCAAAGGGAGUGGUCCAAUCUCCUUAAUAAAGUCACCUAUCACCUUGUCGCCUGGGGAGUACCGUUGGUUAUAACGCUGGUAGCGAUCUCUCUCAACGCUCUCGGAGAGGAUUUCUCUAUCAGUAGUGGACCAUGGUGCUGGAUUAAGGGCUGUCUAGAGCCCCAACAGGUCAUAUUCUGGAUGACAUUUACGGGAAAGGGCUGGGAAAUCCUUACUUACUUCCUAACCAUGGCGUUCUACUUAAUCAUGAAAUUCUACAUGUUUAAAACGUCAAUGCGAUUCAAAGAUCGAAGUCGCAAUCAUCUCCGAGAAGAGGACGAGUUAUAUAUCAUGAUCUUCUUCGUUAUAGUCAUUCUCCGGGUAGCGGGUACAGUUCGCUAUGGUAUCGCUAUUUCUAAAACACUGAACCACAACCUCUAUGAAAAGUUCAAUUCCACCGACAUGGUUCUUCUGCACUUCCAGAGCGUUGGAGACAGUUUGCAGGCGUUCUGUAACUGUAUCUUAUUCUGCAUUCGAGAUUCUGACGUCAGGCGGGAAUUGUGGAAUCGAAUUCGUGGGCGUAACAGGUCACGGGGGGAAAGACAGUCGUUGAUUACUGAAGUUGAUGGCAGUGUAAAUUAAAACAAGCGUAAAUCUUGUGCAUACAAGGCAGGUAUGGAGACACUAUAACAUGAAAAACUAUUUGACACAAAGCAAGUCCUUAAGAAUAAUGUAAUUCAAUCACUUAUAAAAACGGGUACCUGUAAAGUGCGAAACGAAAUCGAAACGAAACGAAAUCUACCGAAACGAAACCUACCGAAACGAAACGAAUCCUACCAAAACGAAACGAAACAGAUUGUAUAACCGAACUCUUUUAAUUAUAAUAAUUAAAAAUGGUAUCUUAGGCCCCUGUGAAAGUUACAACAUAUAAAUAAAAUUCGCCUCCCCUUUGAUGUAGGCUUUCGGCUUGACUGUUACAAAGUUUUAAAAGUUGGAAAGGGGGGGAGUAAGCACAAAGUACAUAUCCGUAGUUGAUUAAAUGACAUGUACAAUUAGUUUCGGAUCCAUAAAUUUCAGAACCGAGGGUUACAGUCUCAGAGAUCUGGGGAAACACACUAUACGAGGGGUGGGGUCGCCGACGUUGGAUCCGCCUUUGGGCAUAGAUACAUUGUUUGAAGAAGCUGGUGUCUGAGAAAAUUGAAAGCAGGAAGAGCUCUUAACCUCUUAUUUUAUCUCUACCUGCUGAGGUGCGAGUACUUUCAAUAAUGGAAAAACUCUAUACAUUUGGGCAAUCUCUACCCAGAGUUAUCGUUGUAGCGUAGUGUAAUACGCCCUCUGGUGAGAGAUUGACGUUUGGGGUGUUGCUAAGACGGGGAAUUGAAAACGGGACGGAAAACGGAUUUUUUUUAAUGCAAUAAUAUUAGGAGGAGGUCGGCAUUUUGUAAACUGAAAAGGCUUAUGAACAAGGGGAUUUUAAGCAGAAAUCACAAAGAGAACGGGAGGACAUAUUCAGAAUCCACCGUUUGAUAUACUACAUACAAAUACACAAUAUCCACAUGUAUACAUAUAUUUGUCUUUAGAACAAAAAUACUGAAACAUGUAUUUAUGCCCAAAAGGGGAUCCAGCGCCGACGACCCCAUCCCUCGUUUAGUGUGUUUCCCCAGACCUCUGACCUGUGAGACUGUAACCUCCCGUUCUGAAAUUUAUGGAUCCGAAGCUAAUUGUACAUGGUAUUUAUGUGCUUUGUGCUUACCCUCCCCCCCCCUUUCCAACUUUUAAAACUUUGUAUCAGUCAAGCCGAAAGCCUACAUCAAAGGGGAGGCGAAUUUUAUUUAUAUGUGUAAACUUAACAGGGGCCUGAGAUACCAUUUUUAAUUAUUAUAAUUAAAAGAGUUUGAUUAUACAAUCUGUUUCGUUUCGUUUCGGUAGGUUUCGUUUCGUUGGGUUUCGUUUCGGUAGGUUUCGUUUCGUUUCGGUAGAUUUCGUUUCGUUUCGUUUUGAUUUCGUUUCGCACUUUACAGGUACCCUUAUAAAAACUAAUGUAUGGGCAUCUCUAAUCCUGAUUUUUCAAGGACAUUGAUUAUACGAAAGUUUCUAUUUCACUGCCGAAAAUGGGAUAGUUUUCUUGACAUUGUGUACUUCUUUAUACGGGACGUACAGUGUAUUAUGGUAUAGCGAUGUCUACGUCCGUCUAUUCUUCAGGGCUUUUCUGUCUUUGUCUCACAGCAUGCUAAAAUUGUUGUGUAGCUGCUUCGUGAGUAACUCUAGAUCAUGGUGUAAUUUUGAUCCAUUCGACCUCUUUUAGGAGUGCUGACACUUUAUUUGAAAGUGAAUAUUGUAUGAUUUGUCCGUAAAAUUCUUCCCCCAGUUUUCAAGUGAGGACCUUAUUUUACUGAAAUUUUGUAUGAGUAUUAAAGAUGUUCAUGUGGCAAGGAUUUUGCUUUUCUUCAGUUUUUGAGAAAAUAACAGGUUGUUGAACUUAGUAAAUUUUGAGGAAAUAUAACUGAGCCAAUACAUAGUUUGUUCACCAUCUCCCCUCACUGUUUUCAAGCUAAGGCUUUUAUAAUCAGCUUAAGCUGGAGAUGUGCGUGUUGCAAGUAUUUCGAUUCCCAACAAUUUGCUAAUUUCUUUGACGUUAGAAAAAUUUACAGAUUGUUGAACUUAGUCAUAUACAUGUACAUGUAUAUGGGAAAUAUUUUACACACAGAGCUUCUGGUUUGUCUAUUUGCCCCCUGUCACAAUUUUUAAUCUAGGAACUUUUAUUCAUACGACACAAAAGAAAGUACAUGUAUAUCAUAGCUUGAUGGCUGAUACAACUCAUGACCUUUUUGUCAUGUUUGCUAAUGAAUUUUAUAGAAAACAAACUCCUUAUGAAAAACGCUCUACGUAAGCUUGUGACGAGCGUGUUAUCAAGCAAUUAUACUUAAUCAAUACGCUGUUUCUUUUCCCUUCUCUCAUUUGUUCUCACAAGGAGGAUUAAAUAUCCAUUGAUCAUAAGAAAUUAUCUGGUAUAUAUAUAUAUAGAUAGAUAGAUAGAUAGAUACUCUAUCCAUUUCUUUGAUGAUUUUGUUACUAGUGAGUCGUGCAGUACUACUUAGGUUUUUUAUAUGAUUAAGACAGCGUUGUGACGUAACUUGAUAUUUCAGGUUCGCAGUAUCCGUGUCAUGUACAUGAACACCUGCUUGUUGAACUUUAGUGUGUAUGGUUGUUUUUUUCCAUGGACUGGUAUUGUAGGUUUUACAAAUCUCCAGGGAGUUUCCCAACAUUCGUUGUAAGGAUCGUAUACUUCAAAGAUUUUUUCUCCUCACAACUUUAUUCACGAAAGCCUCGUUACAUUUUCCCUCCGUAUACGAUGUAAAGGAAAGGUGAAGUUUUCGAGUGUGAAAUGUUCAAAACUACCUUUCUCACAGGUGAACUUUGAACUAAAAUCUUUGGAAAAUAUAUUUUCAGAUAGCAAUAUCCUAACGGGAAUUUUCAAAAUCUUGUUAAACUUUCUAUAGGAAAUUUUACAUCCAGUAAAUAGGUUCUACAAUAGCCAUUUCUUGACAUAACAUAGAUACAGUAAUUUCCACAUUGACAUUGUUAGAAUAUGACGUUAUUAAGUUCGUGAUUGUUUGCGAUUACAACGUAUGUACAUUCAAUUAAGACUCGAGGGCUUUACGCCAGCACACAUGUACAUUAUGAAGCGCUUCAUGAAAAGUAUCAUCGCAGUUCAUAUCCUCAUGUAUUUUGACAAAUGACAUUUAUAUUUUAAUUUCAUUUCUGUAGUCAUUCCUAGCUGUUAAAAAGGAUAUACAUAUACUACAUUUACCCAGAUUAAUACAAGCACUGUUCACAACUGCAUCGCAUACAUGAGAAAUUGGCUAUCAUUACAAUUUGUUGAGAUAUCAAAGGCAACUAGAACAGUCCUUUCGGGACUAAUACCCCCAGCGGGGCACAUUACAUAAUGGAUAAAAAACAGACUUCCUCUGAUCAAACCAGAAGUUGUUUAAUCAAAUCGUCAUCUAGUGUAUUAUUUUUUUAUUGAAAAUUUUUCGUUAAAAAAAGACAAUGAAUCAGUCAGAUAUCAAAAUAUUUCCGGUGAUGCUCAAUAUAAACACUACCAAAAAUGAUAGGAUUUUCAGAGAAUUUGAUGUUUAUUAUCAUUUCUCUUAAUUUGGUACAUGAUUUAACAAUUGCUAGAGUAUGAACAGCAACAACCCCCACCCCUACCAACAGAGAAUGGAUAUAUAGAAAAUGGAAAUAUUCAUACAUUCACUAGAUAAUGAACAGUAAUUAAUCUCAUAACUACCACAACCAAUACAAAAUAGAGAGUUGGGCAAACACAGACCCCGGAUAUAUGAGUUGUGGGAUUUUUAAAUAUUCUAAGAGGAGUAAGCAUCCCCUGUUGACCGGUCACACCCGUAGUGAGUCCUGUAUCUCGAAGUUAUCAGUAGUCAAAAUCAGUGUGCCAAUAAUAUAUCAAAAUUGUAUAUAGAAGGUGAAAGGUGAAGAUAACGAACAGUGAUCAAUAUGUAGAAGGUCUGAUUCAAAUCGUUUAAUCUGUUUUUGAAAUAUUCUCAAACAAUACUCUUAAACAAAAUAGAAAUUAGCAUAACUUUCUAAUACGUUAAAUGUACUAAUUUGAAAUGAGAAAUGCACAACUUCAGUCUAAGAACAAUGCAUUCCUCUUCAAGAAUUUUUAAGAUAUACAUUUUUUAGUUUAAUAAAUGACAUGACGAUGUCCAUAAAUAGAAAAAAAGUCUGUAACUUGAAGAAAAAUUGUCCAUUCAAUAUGAAAAUAUCAGGUGUACAUCUUUAGAUGGUGAGUAAUAAGUGUACGGAUUUUCAGAAAAAAUUCUUGCACUAAUUUCUUAGAUCAUACCCGGACAAAAUCAUGUCUGCAGACAGAAAGACUGACAGGACAUAGUGAUUCCAACUUUGUUUGUGGGGGUAUAUAAACAAUGUAAAUAUUAUAUACUAUCAACAUUUCAGUCAGCUAAUCAUAUAAUAAUGAUGGGUAACAUAUAUACAGAUUAUCAAGGUCGAUACAUGUAACCAAUGCUUUUUUUUUUAAACUUUCGAAACGGAAAAGGUUUAUUAUAUGCAUGCUUUGUAUAUAUAUAGGCGCAAUACUUGAUGUUUUUACUAGAGAUGUAUUCUUAUAAUGUUAAUUUUCCUAUAUGAUGUUGUACACAAGCAAUAUUUUAGUCAAAAAUUGAAUUAUAACUUGUUGGUGUUCUUAAAGCGAUACAAGCUGUAACUGACGGUAUUUUUUCAACUAUCCAAUUAUUCACCAAAUAACACCUACCGGUAUAACUAAUAUAAUCCCCAAGAUCUGCAGAAAAAUUCUGAAAAAUAAACAAGGGAAUAUUGUUUGUGAAAAUACGAAGUUUAGCAUUGUAAAUCAAUAAUAUGAUUAUAGUAUUUUUCUAAUAACAUGUGCAUCUCAUAAUGUGAUUACAUAUAUAUGAUUUUUAUUUGUAAUUUCUUCUCCUCCUAUCUUCUCCUGUCCACUCACCUGUUGUUUAUCUUAUACAAUUUGAUAUAUUGUGUAUACAAAUGUACAUGUAUACGUACUAGAUGUAUUCCGAUGAGUUGUAUAACUCAAGGACAAUAAAGAAUUGAAAGUUUGAGAGCACACCUACAAUGAGUGUUUCGUAUAAACCGCCAUUGUGUCGUAUACACGGACAUGGGAACGAUGAUUGUCGAACAUAAUCGGGUUGCUUAGACCGAAGUCAUAUACAAAGACGGAAACUGACGCGAGUAACUACACUGUCGUUUGUUUUAAAAUAUUACGUUGUUUCAUGAAUGACUAGAAAUACUAUGCAAGUGUAAAAAGGUAAUAAUUACACAAAUGUGCCACUCAAAUGAAAUUUUGAAUUUUCUAUAAAAUUGGCAUUUUAAACUGUUUACAAAUCUAGCACAUACUCAGUGCCUCUCUUUCGCUUUUUCCGAACUGGUGACCUCCAAGGUCAAUGCACAUCGGAGGUUACGAACAGGAAUUACUGAGAGGAUGACAAUGAUUCAUGAAUUAACAUUUUUUGCUAAUUUGACGGGUUUAUUGCUUCAGAUCCACUCUGAUUCUAUUAAGUUAUAUAUAUUCAAUCACAUAUAUGUUGACUAUUUGUUCUUUUAUUUUCUAAUUUAUUUACCGUCAGUUACAGCUUGGAUUGCUUUAACUUUAUCAUGAUUUUUAAUAAAAUUGUUCAAUAUUGGA
Messenger RNA from Ostrea edulis (European flat oyster), 6824 nucleotides. RefSeq names its product G-protein coupled receptor 157-like. Gene Ontology annotation, cellular component: plasma membrane. Gene Ontology annotation, molecular function: G protein-coupled receptor activity. Lineage: Eukaryota; Metazoa; Mollusca; Bivalvia; Ostreida; Ostreidae. Gene Ontology annotation, biological process: adenylate cyclase-activating G protein-coupled receptor signaling pathway; cell surface receptor signaling pathway. The coding region runs from base 230 to 1267 and encodes 345 amino acids. The transcript is spliced from 3 exons. The record is from RefSeq and is a predicted model, not a curated record.